Molecule: messenger RNA, 361 nt
Organism: Spirodela intermedia
Lineage: Eukaryota; Viridiplantae; Streptophyta; Magnoliopsida; Alismatales; Araceae
Source: the annotation of a GenBank genome assembly
AUGGACGCUGUGGACUCGGUCGUCGAUCCGUUGAGGGAGUUCGCCAAGGACAGCGUCCGCCUCGUCAAGCGAUGCCACAAGCCCGAUCGCAAGGGUAAGAAGCCUCUACAUGGCGGAGAUGGGGGAUCUGUUGCCCCGAGUUGGGUUCCUCGAAUUCUUUUCCGUGAUUCGAUUCGGUUCGUUUGGGAUCAGGUUUUGCUACGUUUACUUGUAGCUUAAAUUGUGAUUUUCUGUAUGUUUCUUAGAGUUCACGAAGGUGGCGUUCCGGACGGCGAUCGGAUUCGUGGUGAUGGGCUUCGUCGGUUUCUUCGUCAAGCUUAUCUUCAUCCCCAUCAACAACAUCAUCGUCGGCUCCGGCUAA